This is a messenger RNA of Zeugodacus cucurbitae (melon fly), 5162 nucleotides long. RefSeq names its product transcription initiation factor TFIID subunit 4 (gene Taf4). Gene Ontology annotation, molecular function: protein heterodimerization activity; RNA polymerase II general transcription initiation factor activity; DNA binding. The record is from RefSeq and is a predicted model, not a curated record. Gene Ontology annotation, cellular component: transcription factor TFIID complex. NCBI's taxonomy places the organism in Eukaryota, Metazoa, Arthropoda, Insecta, Diptera, Tephritidae. Gene Ontology annotation, biological process: transcription initiation at RNA polymerase II promoter; DNA-templated transcription. The transcript is spliced from 11 exons. Bases 39 to 4112 code for a protein of 1357 amino acids.
AAUUUCGCCGUUCUUCCUUUUAAUCGUUUUUCGAGAAAAUGGCGGCGUCUUCUGCCAAAUUUUUUGUACACCAAAAUCAAAAUAAAGCAAAUUCUUCUAGAAUAGAAUCUGUAAUAACAGGGGAUUAUAAGAAAAAUACCGAGUUUGGAGUUUUGCGAUCUCCAGAAAUCGGAAAUGCAGAUUACAAAAAAGACAUUGCCUUAACAAAUGACGAAUAUACAACAAAAGAGAACGAAUAUGGUGAUAAAAUUCAUUAUAAAAGCGGCUGUGGCAGAAGGUCAGCAACAACAGUGUCAGCCUUUGGCGGAGAAGGCAAUGAAGCCUUUGUUGACAUUGAGGAGGUGAUUUCCACCAAAACAGUCAUUGUUAACAGCAAAGCUGGCAGUAACAGCAAAGAAGAAUUAAAUCACAACAAACCUUAUGAUCGGCAAACGCAAUUCGCAAGUGAUAAUGUCACGACUUUACCUGAAGAAAUAAACAAUAAUUUGAGAGAUACAAAGUGCGCACCUACCCACACUCUCUUAACUACACCAAAGACAUUUGAAAAUGAUGACAAAGCGGCGAUAAAUGCUGGAAUUGCAUAUCAAUUACAAACACAAAAUACACAACAGAGUACGCAGGCUCCACCAAGAGAAGUGUCCAAUCUGCAUUUGGUUGCAAAACCGCUUAAUCAGCAUAAUCAUCAGUGGACAGAUAAGCCACCGAAUAACGUAUCAACAAAAAUACUCAACAUACGCGCACCGUCAUCGUCAUUGGCGUCAACGUCGUUGUCGUCAGCGACAUCGUCGUUUACAAAUUUCGCCAUGAAUUCCAGCCAAUCAACACAAGCGCCGGGCAAUCGUAUAACAUUUACAAGUCAAACGCUUCCUAACGGCACAAUAAAUAUAGGAGGAGCGGGUCAUCCGCCUGGUUCAACAAUCAUAUCCACUUCCCAACUACCGAAUACCACCACGAUUAAGACAAUAACGUCAAGUGGAGCAGGCGGACAACAACAUCAUACACUGCCGCAACAAGUACAGGUACAACAUCAUCAAGUACUACAUAGUGGCGGGCAACCAGGGGUGGCGGGACAACCGUCACAGCAACACCACAAUGCCGCCACGCAAUCAGUAGGUGCCACACAGACGCAAACCUUAGUUAUAAAAUCAAACAAUGCGGUAUCAUUGCCAGCGGGUCUGGUAUCAAGUUCACCCGGAAUAGUAACAAUGACCAAAACAAUUAAUCAGGGUAAUCAGCAACCUUUGCUCAAUUCCAUGAUACCGGCGAAUGUAGUGGUGGGCAUGCGUCCCCCAAAUGCGCAGCAACAACAAAAGAAUGUGCAAGGCAAUGCACUAGGACGUGUAGUUAUUGGCGGACAACAUAUGGUUAGCACCAGACCACAAAAUCCGGCGAUAACACUCAGCACCCUAGCACCUGGACAAACGCCUGCACUCAUUUUGAAAACCGAAAAUGGCUAUCAAUUAUUGCGUGUUGGCACAGCCACCUCGGGUCCGGUGACACCAACGAUUGGCGGCAGUGGCGGCACCAAUUCCAAUCCGGCACAAAUACGUUUGCAAACUGUACCAGCUGCUGUAAGUAGAUUUGCAGGGCCUCCCAUAGCACUACGUAAAACGAUUGUAAGAUCAUCCACCUCCACAACUACCACUACUACCACCCACCACCACCAACAACAUCAUCAACAACAGCAGCAAGCUAAACAGCACCAACAACAGGCAACAGCGACGAAACAGAUCAAACAAAAUUCCAUGGCAGUGUCCUCGUCUACGUCUAAUAAUAUUGUUGUGAACUCAGUUGCUUCGAGUAGUGCGGGCCCGCAUCACACGUACACGUCGCAGGCGAAUAUCACGUUGCAACAGCCACACCAUCAGUCUGCACUGCAACAUCAACAACAACAGCAAACACAUCUACAGUCGCAACAUCCACAAUUACAUCAGCAACAGACGCAACAUCUACUAUCACAACCGCAGAUAACGCAAAUUCAAACAAUUCCAGCACAGCAUUCGGCCGCCUCUACAGGCACCUCGAACACAACGACCAUGAGUAAUAACCAUAAUGCCGUGUCCACGGCCAGUGCCGGCACGGCGACGGGCACAGCGAAUGCGACGACCACACAAAGCGCAGCGCAAGGCAAUACCAAAGAGAAAUGUCGCAAAUUCCUAGCCAACCUGAUCGACUUGGCGACGCGUGAGCCCAAACCGGUGGAGAAGAAUGUGCGCAAUCUCAUACAGGAAUUGGUGAAUGCAAAUGUGGAGCCGGAGGAAUUCUGCGAUCGACUGGAGCGGCUGUUGAAUGCCAGUCCGCAACCGUGUCUAAUUGGAUUUUUGAAGAAAAGCUUACCGCUGCUACGUCAAGCGCUGUUUACCCGUGAACUUGUUAUUGAGGGCAUUAAACCGCCGCCGCAACAUGUUGCCGGUUUGACAACAUUGCAACAGUUUCCAAAAAUUCAAGCGCAAAUACGUCCGAUCAGUCAAAACCAAACCACGACUAUUGGCCAAACGCAAGUCAGAAUGAUUUCACCUGCCGGCCCCGGUGGACCACGUCCCAUUGGACAUACUACGAUCACCAAACAACAGGGCGGUAUCCGUAUACAGGGACCCACAAACGGACCACGCCUUGUUAACGCCCAAAUACGCGGCCCCAUUCCAGCAUCCAUACAGCAUACGAACGCUCAACUGCCCACAGCGCCGACGCAAGCGAGUAUUGUCCAUAUACGCGCACCAACAGUAACGCAAAUCAGCCGCCCGACAACGGUACAAAUACGUACGGCCAAGGGCAAGAAUGCACCAUCGGGUAUAACACAUGUCAAAGUUGGACAAACACAAAUAAAGGCGAUAUCCUCGCCGGUGCCGUCACUCGUCGCAACGAAUCAACCGCCCUCCCUAACCGCUAUAUCCAAUAGUUUACCACCCUCAUCGACCCCGUCACUAUCCGCUGUCUCUACAAUACUGUCUACCAUCAAUUCCGUGGCGACCUAUUCGAAUGCCAGCAGUGGGACAUCGUUGCCAACGCCAUCAUUGCCCACCGUACAACUGCCGCCCAGUUUAAUGCACCACAGCAGUCAACUGACCAGCAGUCAUGCCGCCCUGGCGGGCAUUGGAGAGAGCAUAAGAAUUGUGGACCACAAAUUGGAGCAGGCUAUAAAGCAAGAGAAGAUCAUACCUAUCACACCGCCGCCAGCGAAUAGGGCGACAGCUAAAUCGGGUGCUACGUCCGCUAGUAAAGCGUCGAGCAAAAAGAAGAAAGAACAGCUGGAUAAGGAGAAAGAGGAGAAAGCAAAUGCCUCCGGCGCAGCCGCAACCGCAGCAAUGUCUUCAUUCUACCAACAACCCUCUAUAUCGAUGUCAACUUCGGUGUAUGGUGAUGAUGACAUAAACGAUGUAGCAGCCAUGGGUGGUGUCAAUUUGGCCGAGGAGUCGCAACGCAUACUCGGCUGCACUGAAAACAUCGGCACACAGAUACGCUCGUGCAAGGACGAAGUAUUUCUGCAUUUGCCAGCGCUGCAAGCGCGCAUACGUGCGAUGGUUAUGGAUCGAGGGCUGGAGGAGCCAUCGCAAGAUGUGGCGGUAUUGAUAUCGCAUGCGUGUCAAGAGCGCCUGAAAAAUAUCGUCGAGAAAUUGGCUGUGAUAGCAGAGCAUCGCAUCGAUGUUAUUAAGGUGGACCCACGUUACGAAGUCACAAAAGAUGUGCGCGGUCAAAUCAAAUUCCUCGAGGAGUUGGAUAAAGCGGAACAAAAGCGACAUGAGGAGUUGGAGCGCGAAAUGUUGCUGCGUGCGGCCAAGUCACGUUCGAAAAUUGAGGAUCCCGAACAGGCGAAAAUGAAAGCGAGGGCGAAAGAAAUGCAGCGCGCUGAAAUGGAGGAACUGCGGCAGCGAGACGCCAACAUGACGGCGUUGCAGGCCAUUGGACCACGGAAAAAAAUCAAACUGGAUGGUGAUGCCACGGGCGGCGGUGCGAAUUCGAACAGCAGCGGUGCUUUAGGCGGUGCCAGCGUGCCGGCAGUGCCGCUACGGCCACGCAUCAAACGUGUCAAUCUACGCGAUAUGCUCUUCUUUAUGGAACAGGAGCGCGAAACCAGCCGCAGCCAAAUGCUAUAUAAAGCAUAUCUUAAGUGAUCGACUUUGUGCAACGGCUAAGUGGGGGACAAACGACAUACUACUACACACACACAUUAUAGUGAAUAUGAACUUUCUGAAUCGUGGUGAAAUGCAACAUUACAUCAACUACAGUCAUAUUUCAUACUUUUAUUUUAUAACUUUCUAUGUACAUUUAUUGUUACGCUGUAGCGCGCUGAUUUCAACAUUUACAUAUGAAACCAACACGUUUCGAUUGCGAUGAGUAAACACUGUAUGCAACUGCAAAUUCAAAAAAUUCAUUGCUACUUGUACUACUUGUGCUACUUGUAUGUAUACAUAUAAUAUAUAUUUAUAUUUUUUAAAAAUUCGCAGCAACUCGUCGAGUGCUGCAUUCGUUGCGUUAUAUACAUACAUAAAGUUUACGAAAAGAAAAGAAAAACAGAAAAACAAAUUUGCAAUUUGGCGGGUAAUGUUGACGAGGGCUGAUGUGUAGUUAGUUGGGUUGGAUUAUUGCAAUAUUUUGUAAGCGCAAACAACACUAAUUUGUUAUAUAAAUGAAAAUAUUUUUUGAAAAUUUAUUUUUUUAACAACACUAUUUUUUUUUUUUACCAACAUCUAACGAACCACAUAACUUACUAUUUUUUAUCAUUGAUUUAUUUAAUAAAACAAAACAAACAACAACAACAAAAAAUAAAUAUUGCAACUCGUUAUGAAGUGGGAAAUUGCAAAAAACGUGUUCACUGCGCUAGAGUGAAUUGUAAAAAAUAGAGUUAACGGUUGAUGAUGAAGGCAAUUUUUUAUAAUUAUCACUAUUAUUAUUAUUAUUAUAUUAUUUUUAAUAUUUUCUAAGCAAUUUGUGCUCUUAAACUUAACGUUCUAUAUUGCUUCAAAUCAUCUAUUUGUAAAUCACUAAUUUGUCUUUAAGUAUAUAAUUCGUAUUAAAGUGAGGAGCGUAAGUAGCAGUAGCUUAGGCAGAAGACGUACGUUACAUUAAUUAAUUAAAGAGAGUAGAAAAAAAACAAAAAGAAAAAGAAAAAAAUACAUAUAUAAAAAAUAUGGCCUUAUAAAUUUAGGUUAAUAACACGCAAA